Messenger RNA from Centruroides sculpturatus (bark scorpion), 10964 nucleotides. It is a transcript of the gene puf, whose product is annotated as ubiquitin carboxyl-terminal hydrolase 34-like. The record is from RefSeq and is a predicted model, not a curated record. Gene Ontology annotation, biological process: protein deubiquitination. Lineage: Eukaryota; Metazoa; Arthropoda; Arachnida; Scorpiones; Buthidae. The transcript is spliced from 76 exons. Gene Ontology annotation, cellular component: cytosol; nucleus. Gene Ontology annotation, molecular function: cysteine-type deubiquitinase activity; cysteine-type endopeptidase activity. The coding region runs from base 175 to 10707 and encodes 3510 amino acids.
CGGCUGGCAACACUACGUGGCACGUCUAGCGGUUGAUAAUGGAGAAAAUGGCGACUCUCACGAUGUAAAUUCUUUUGUGUGAUCCGCAGAAACAUAGUUGUAGUCGGCUAGGAGUUUAACUUAUUCCAAUUCCUGUGAUGUUUAUCCAUUGGAGAAAAUAAGCCGAAGUCGGAAAUGUGUGAUAUAUGUACGGAGGUCAUCGAAUUCCUAGAGAAAUAUGAAAGUGAAACUCAGAAGUCACAACUGCAACCUCUGUCAAAACCAGAAAUAUCAAUAUUAUGUAGUUAUGUUCAAGCUUGGACUCAAAGGCAGUGCACUUGCUGUUAUAAAGAUCCAAAAAACUUUGACAGAUUUAAUUCUGUUAUACAAGGACUUAUUUUAAGUGUAUUAGAAGUUCUUCAGAAAUUAUUAGAAGAAUUGAAAAGUGAAAGUGAAAGAGAAAAAUGUGAUGAAGAAUCAAAAAUUGAUGAUCAUUUAAUAGAAAACUGUCAUAAAGAUCUGCUUAACGACAAAGAUUCUACAAAUGUAGAAAGGAAGAUCUCACAGAAUAAAGAUUUUGUCAUCGAUUUACCAAAGUUAGUUAAUGAAAAAAGUGAUAAUGAUGAUGUCAAAAAGGAAGAAAUAAAUUUGUCCGAGUCUUGGUCGUUGGAAGAUAAAGAAAAAUUAUUACAUUUUUCGGCAAAAGUAUUCCUUCUUAAUUUUCCUUUAUAUGUUGCAUUCAAACACAGUGUUCAUUCCAAACUUGAGGAAGUUUCUCAAGAAGAAGUAUCUACAUUAAAUAAUUAUUGUGAUGUAAAUGAUAUGGAUAUUCCUGUUUAUUUACUUCGAAAUGUGUGCUUUUUCUGUGAACGAGGUGGUUUGAAGUUAUUUACUACUUGUUUUCAAGAUGCAUCUCCGACUCUGUUACCUAUGACUGUGGCCCAUGCAAUGAUUGCUGUAAUUUCUAAUUUGAAAUUAUGGAUGAAUAUUGGUUCCAUAAUGCAACAUCUAGUUCCUCUUAGAUCAUGUGUAAUAAGAUAUUUGUGUAAAGUAUCCGAUUCGGAUUUAAGAAUCACGGGAAGCCGAAACAUGUUUGAAUUUAUGUGGACGGCGGUGAAAGAUCCGCUAGAUGCACACGCAAGUUUUGAUAGAGAAGGAUUAGACCUCGCUUUCAAAUAUUUCAGUAGUACUACUUUAACGAUGCGAUUAGCUGGAAUAGCUCAGAUAAAUAGUCACAUUAAUAUGUACAAUGAACUAUGCCAUAAUGAAAGUCUCGUUGAAGUUGAAGGAGUAGGAAAUGCUCUUGCAAAUUGGUUAACCGAAAAUAAAAUAACUGAACAUAUAUUUGGACCCAAUCUUCAUGUAGAAAUAAUUAAACAAAGUCACAUCCUCUUAAAUUUCUUGGCAAUGGAAGGCCGUAUAACCAAUGAGCACAUAGAUGCCAUUUGGUCUGCAGCACAGUUGAAACAUUGUAGUCGUCAAGUUCUAGAUCUGCUACCGCCCUUAAUUAAGAAUUUAGAAGUUGGACCUGUUCUUCAUUUAUAUAAACUUCUGUGCAGCAUGGAACCAAAAGAACAUACUGAACAGACACUACUUUUAGCAUCUGCUUUAACUAAAUUUAUUUGGACCAAUGGAGGAAGUGCUACAAAUAUACCAGGAGGAGGAACUGAUAUAGAUCAUUCUGCAACAAACAGCCCAUUUUCAGUUCUAAUGAAAGGUGCAUUGCACAUGGGAGAAUUUGCAAAAGGAUUACGUAGAAAACAUGAAUUAAGUAGUAGUGAGAGAAGCGUUAGUGUAGAGGCUAGCAAUAGUGAAGAUGAACCAAAUGAUGUGCGACAUGCACAGACAGCUAGUGAGGUUGACAGUUCUCAAGUUAGUGAUCGGCCAAGAAGCAGUGGAGAAGGAAGCGAACAUACUGCCGAUAGUCAACCGAGUAGUCCUGGUGAAGAUAGUAAGCAGCAUUUAUCUCUAAAUAAGAAAAAACUUUCUAACCAAAGGUCUUCUAAUCGGAAAUGGAGGCGGAGACGACCUGAAAGAAAAACGAAUCAACAGAGUGAAACUGAAAAAGAAGACGGAGCAUCAAGUGCAGAUGCCACUGAAUUGAGCAGCGUAAGUGAUGAUAGUUUACAGAGUGAUACCGAUCCUGCUGAAGGUACAGAUUCGAAAUCCGAUUAUCGUAAACCAAAAUGUUCACCAGUCGGAUCGGACGAUUCGGGAAGAGAUGGAGAAAAACCAUCACAUAUAUGGAGGAGGAAGAUACUUCGGAAGAAAAGAGCGAGGAUAAUGUCAAGUGACAAAGGAAAAGUUGACAAUAAACCAGUGAUGGAGGUUAACUUUUCUGAAGAUAGUAUGGAAAAAGGCAGUCCAUUGCCCCACGCUGUGAUUCAAGAUGUAACGGGAAGAGGAAGUAGAGAUGAAGACGACGACGAUGAUGACGAUCCAGGCGGAACAUCCAGAGAUGGUGAAACAGAUGCAGAUAAUAAGAAGAGUUGUAUUCCCGAAGUAUCAGAAGAACAGGCUGCAAAUAGAGUUUGUGGUCCAAUGACCAGACCUCAGUUAUUACCACAGUUAGUUAAAGCAGUUUUAGAAAGGGAAGGUGGUCUUCCACAAUUUACGGAAGGUGUUGAUUCUGAUAUUUAUGAAUGCAGACAAUAUUUAGCUAGUUUACAUCCUCAAAGACAUCUUCCUGGAACAGGAGAUCUGGUUGAAGAUAUUCUUAGUCCAGAUGAUGGAAGCUGUAAUAGUUCAAGAGUUAGCAACAAAUCAGAAAAAAAUAUGGCUGAUUUUGAAGGCGAAGAGUCUGGUUGUGAGGAUGAACUUGCUCAGUUGGCAGCUCAUGCGCAGGCUCAGUUAGGUUCUCAUCCAAUGACCCAGAGGUUAGCUAAUAUGGCUUGCAUGUAUACUCAUCAGUUACAUGGUGUCAAGCCGUAUCCUCAUCAUCGUGGCUCCAGUCGAGAUGGUGUUCAGGGACAGUUUGAUUUGGAGUCCGUUUGCAAUCCUGGACAGACAUUACUGUGGGACUUAUUACAAGAUGAUAAAAUUGGCCAUCUUGGCGAAGGACUUGCUUUAGAGGCAGAAAAAGUGUUGUGUAAUCUUGUGUGUUGGUCCACCGAUAAAAUGAUAAGAAUGAAAUUUAUUGAAGGUUGUCUUGACAACUUAGCUAAUAACAGAUCCGUCGUCGUGUCGCUACGAUUACUUCCAAAACUUCUAGGAUCAUUUCAACAGUUCAGAGGUGGAAGUGAUACUCAUUCCAUAACAAUGUGGGCAGAAAGAGAACAUAAAAUGAUGAAUCAUUUUUUCAACAAUCUCGUUACUUAUACAUCGACACUUAAAACACCAAGUUCAUCAAACAGUUCACUAUACAGUCACAAAGAAGAAAUUCAAGUUCGAUUACAUUUCUUAACUUGUGUUUUCUCAGCAGCAGGAUCUCCAGAUAAUUUUGGUUUGAGCAAAGAUCAAGUCGACAUGCUGUGGUCUUGUUUGGCUACCGACAACGAGUGUGCCGACGAAUUAUUUAGCUGGCUUCUCAAUCAAGCCAUGAGCAAAGAUCAGCAUGCACUUAAUUUAGGUCUUUUCAAACAUAUUCUUUUAGAAAAGAUGCCACAGUUACCUGCACAGAAUACUAGCAUGACUGCCCUCAGUCUUUUACAGCAGCUAAGCAGUUUGGCCCAUCUCGCCACAGCAUCUUAUGACACUCCAACGUCGGAAGCCGAUGUCAGCGGAAUGCAGCAGUUGUGGGCAAUAGCAUUAAGAGCUCUCAAUACCGAUGUUAGUAUGGCAGCAAUUCAAUAUUUGAAUAAUUAUUACAUAAAUGUACAUCAUGGAACGCUUGAAAAAGAAGAAGAAUUUAUUGAACGCUGCAUGGGUAGUUUGAAUAUGGCAUCUCAAGAUAUAAAAGAUUCAGAAGAAAACAAUUUAAUGGUCAUUCAAAGAGCCCUGUUAUUGUUAAAAACCCACAUUGAAGCUUUUCGAAGAAGAUAUGCCUAUCAUCUCCGUCGUUGGCAACUAGCAGAUCAAAGUGUUAGUAGUCACAGAUCAUGUGUUGGUGAAAGGCAAUCUCCACCUCUUAGAAUUGUGUGUCAACCUGCUGGACUUUCUGAAAAAACGACUUUAGAAAUGCAGAGUACGGAUUAUGUGGCAGAUCUUCGUGCUGAAGUUAGUCAGUGGUGGGAACAGCUACAAAAGAAAAGUAGAAGAGAGCAGCAGGAUAUUGAGGGAAGUUGUGGAAGUAGUAGUAGCGGAAGUAAUUCAGCCCUUUCUCCCAUUUUGGGUACAAUGCUUUCUGAAGGCCCGAUAAGAAUGAUUUCUCAAGGUCAAGAAUUGACUUGUGAUUUGGACGAGAAAACUCUUUCAGAAAUGGGAUUCAAAGAUUUACAGUUGGUUUUUGUUUCGGUUGGAGCGGCCAGACCAGUGCGUAGAAGAGAGGGACUUGAACCUGCCUCGACGUUACCUCCUCCACCACAAGAACGUCUUCCGAUAACUUUAUUAUUGCAGCCACUGUAUUUUGAACAGUUAUUUAGUUUAAUGCAACAACUUGGUUAUUACAAAGCUGUAAAUCGAGCAGGAGAACCAGUUGCUCAUACUAGAGCUCAAGUAUUAUCUCGACGUGUUUGGGAAAUCUUAACGAUGUUACCAACCUCUCCUGUCGUGUUACAAGGAUUUAAGGACAUUGCUAAAGAUCAAGAACCGGGUAAAAACACUGCAUUGUUACAGAAGUUAUUGAAUCCUGAAGGUCCUCCUAAAUUAAUGUACUCUCUUCAGAUCGUAGAGUCGUUAAGACGCCAGGGUCCUAAACUAAAUAAAUCACUCCCUUAUAAAUCCUCUCUUACUGAUCAGCAGCAGUCAUCUCAUCAGGAAAUAGCAUGGGCACAAAAAUUUGUGGAACAUGGUGGAUUGAGACAUUUAUUUGACAUAUUUGUUUCUGGAGUCCUUCAAGCACGAGAUGGAGAAGAAUGGAAUGAAUGGAACCAAGAUUGUGUUGCCUGUCUGCUGAGAUUGAUAUAUCAGUUUGGCAUCGGAAGUACAGACAAUGAAAUUGUCAUUGAAGACGGGCAUGAUAAUGGAGAAAUGCCUCGUAAGAAAACUAAACGUUCUAGAAAAGGCAGCACAGAUAAACUACUUAUUCCAAAACUUAAUAAGGUCAUGUUACAAAUGAUGUGUGAAGUAGAAUCUGUACUGAAAGUUUUAUUAAGUAUUUUAUAUGAAGCUGCUUUACCAUGCGAUCCUAAUCAAUACAAAACGGGAUUUUGGGGAAGAGCUCAAGUUGUGUAUUGUGCAAUGACAUUGUUGGUGUCUUGGGCUGUUUCCGAACCACUCGUCAAAACCUAUUUAUUUCAACAUCCCGAUUUGGAAUCAUGGCUGAAAAGACUAGUCUUGGAUGAUCCAGAGCCUGCAGUUCGAAGGGAGACGUGUACAGGCCUGUAUCGGCUGUGUCUGGGAUCGACUGUUGACGGAAAGACGGGACUGGGAUUCAUCGCUCCAUUACUUAACAGUUUACUGAGCUUUUUGUCUGUGGCACAAAACAUGAGACCUCCAAGACCAGAUGAAGAAGAGAAAGAACCGUAUGGACCAGGAUGUAAAGAUUAUUUUUGGCUAAUAUGUCGCCUAGUCGAUAGUUUAGAUGAUGACAUACUUCAGGAAAAUGCACAAGAUCAGAAAUCUCUGUUAGAUCUGGAAAGUUUGGCUCGUUACCUAGCGGAAGCGGUCAUCAGUCGCGACUUUAGGGAGACGAGGCACAAUACAGUCGAAGAUGAUGGAUUGAGAGGCUUGCUUACGCUAGCGACAGUUGUGAUAAAACAUAAUCCUCCUUUUAAGUUUUCAAAGGAAGGCCAGGAAUUUCUUUUGCAAGUGUUUGAUUGUCUGUUUGCAUUACCAAGUCCGGGUCAUAGAUAUUUACCUAAGUGUAAAUCUCAGCCUGUUCGUUCUGCUGCAUUCGACUUAUUAGUCGAACUGGUCAAAGGCUGCGAGGAAAAUUACAAAUUUCUUCAUGCAAAAUUGUUGAAGCAACAUAGUCCAGAAUCUCAUGCGCCAUAUCCUUGGGAUUAUUGGCCUCAUGAAGACGGGAGAUCAGACUGUGGUUACGUAGGAUUGACAAAUUUAGGUGCCACCUGCUAUUUGGCAUCAUGCAUGCAACAUUUAUAUAUGAUGCCUCAAGCUCGAGCAUCUAUUCUAGCAGCCAAGAUUAGUACAGAGAGCAAGCAUGAAAAUACACUAAGAGAACUGCAAAGAAUGUUUGCCUAUCUAUUGGAAAGUGAACGGAAGGCAUAUAAUCCUAGAAGUUUCUGUAAAGUUUAUACGAUGGACCACCAGCCACUGAAUACCGGCGAACAGAAAGAUAUGGCAGAAUUUUUUACAGAUUUAAUCAGCAAAUUAGAAGAAAUGACUCAACAGUUGAAAGAACUUGUAAAGAAAUUGUUUUGUGGUGUUUUGUCAAAUAACGUCGUCUCUUUAGAUUGUCCUCAUAUCAGUUGUACUUUGGAAGAAUUUUAUACUUUACGUUGCCAGGUCGCAGAUAUGAGAAAUUUGUAUGAGUCGCUCGACGAAUUAACAGUAAAGGAUACUUUAGAAGGAGAUAACAUGUACACUUGUUCACAGUGUGGAAAGAAAGUAAGAGCUGAAAAAAGAGCAUGUAUUAAAAAAUUACCUCGCAUCUUAUGCUUCAAUACGAUGAGAUACACUUUUAAUAUGGUGACUAUGACCAAGGAAAAGGUCAACACUCAUUUUUCUUUCCCACUUCGGCUCGACAUGUCAAAUUAUAUGGAAAAAAAUCUUAUGCCGAAUCAACAUGCAGAUGUUUUUAAUGAAGAAAAGAAAGAUGAGGAGGGCGACUGUUACGAGUAUGAUUUAAUUGGAGUGACGGUUCAUACGGGUACGGCGGAUGGAGGUCACUAUUACAGUUUCAUUCGCGAGAGACAAAAUCCAGGAAAAGAUAAAUGGUUUCUUUUCAAUGAUGCAGAAGUUAAACCAUUUGACCCCGCUCACAUUGCAGCAGAAUGUUUUGGCGGCGAAAUGACGAGUAAAACUUAUGAUUCAGUUACUGAUAAAUUUAUGGACUUUUCAUUUGAGAAGACAAACAGUGCCUAUAUGCUGUUUUAUGAAAGAAUGAAUCCAAAAGAUAUAAACAAUAUUCCCAGUCAUACGGCUAUAUUACAGACUAACACCGAAACGCAGAUAGAAAGUGUAACCUUUGAACUGUCACAUGAAUUAGCAGAGUGGAUCUGGCAAGACAACAUGCACUUUCUUCAAGAUAAAAGUGUAUUUGAACAUACUUAUUUCAAUUUUAUGUGGCAAAUUUGUGGUUACAUACCACAGACGUUGUCAGGAUACCAAGAAGUAACAUUACUGUCAGCAAAAUUAGGAACGUCUUUUGUUUUGGAAACACUUAUUCAUGCAAAAGAAAAGCCGACCAUUGCUCAAUGGAUUGAAUUAUUAACAAAACAGUUUAAUGCAAGUCAACAAGCAUGCGAAUGGUUUUUAGAUCACAUGGCCGAAAAUAACUGGUGGCCCGUACAGAUUCUUAUUAAAUGUCCAAAUCAAGUAGUCAGACAGUUAUUUCAAAGAUUAUGCAUACAUGUCAUAAAUCAACUGAAACCCGUACAUUCUUCCAUGUAUCUACAACCUUACUCUGACAGUGAUGAUUCUUCUGAUGUAGAUAUUUCCCAAGUAGGACAAUAUUCCUGUGUGACAAGAUUUAUAAAGAAACUUUUAACUCUAAUAGAACAUGGAGCUAAACAACAUUUGAAACAUCUAACUGAAUAUUUUGCAUUCCUUUUGGAAUUUGCAAAAAUGGGUGAAGAAGAAUGUCAGUUUUUACUGUCUAUUGAGACGAUAUCCACUAUUGUUAACUUCUAUCUUGGUCAGAAAUCAUCGGAUUAUGUCGAAGUAGUUUCUGACGAGGAGGAUGAUGAUGAAGACGAAGUCGUGUCAUCGGUCGAUGACAAAUAUAAACCCGCUUCGUUAGAAAAAAUGAUCACGCUGAUAGCUCUCUUAGUAGAAAAAUCGAGAGGAGAAGAUCAACGGUUGCAUUUAUCCCAUAAUGAUUUUAAUACUAUUGCCGGAGGAAAAGGUUUUCCAUUUCUAUAUCAACAAAUAAGAGAUAGUAUUCAUUUGAGGCAGACGUGCAAUCUGAUAUUUAGUUUGUGUCGAUGGAAUGAACAUUUGGCCCAUCAUAUAGUCAAUAUGAUAUUUUCUGCCAUUGCUAAACAGCAUGAGGGAAGUGGACCUUUCUUUAAAUUGCUGUCUAUGUUAGUAGAAUUUGUUGGUGGACCUCCAGGGAUGCCUCCUUUUACUAAUCUAGUCUUACAAAGAAUUUGGGAGGCUGCUGAAUACUGUCCUCAACAAUGUUUGGAAUGGCUAACCGUUCAAGUCCCAAGAAAUAAAAUGGCCCAUACUUGGGUGCUUCAGAGCAUGGAUAGUUGGGUAGAAAGGUUUCUAAUUGCUCAUAACAUGCAAAGGGUUAGAAAUGUGGCCGCUCUUUUAUUAGUAUCUUUAGUGCCAAGUAAUCAUUUUAGACAAACCUAUCGCUCGGCCAGAAGUAUGCUGACACCUCAAAAAGAAAUUCCGUCCAUAUUAAUGUUUUGUUUAAGAUCAACUGUCUGCUUUCAGAUGAGUGGCGAAGCUUUAAUAGUAAUGCACCAGAUUUAUGAUUUACUGCUAAGGCUACUGAAGCGUGCCAAAUUAUAUGUCGAUCCAACUGGACACGGAACUACGAAAUUGACAUCUUAUUUUGCAGUCAUGACUUAUAGUUUGAUUAGUAGAUCAGAGAAAUUGAUGUUUAGUCCCUAUUUCCUCGAUCUUUGGAAUCUCUUUCAACCUAAACUUUCCGAACCGGCCAUACCAGUUCAUCACAACAAACAGGCUUUGUUAAUAUUUUGGUAUCAAGUAUGCAUAGACUGUCCAGAAAAUGUUAAAUUAAUUGUUCAGAAUUCGCACGUUACCAAAAAUAUCGCUUUUAAUUAUAUUCUAGCUGACCACGACGAUCAGGAAGUAGUAGUGUUUAAUCGUUGUAUGCUACCCGCAUACUACGGUUUACUGAGGCUGUGUUGCCAACAGUCGAGAAGCUUCACUCGCCAGUUAGCCAAUCACCAAAAUAUACAGUGGGCAUUCAAAAACAUAACUCCUUAUACCACACAGUAUACAGCCGCGAUAAACGAACUGUUUAAGUUGAUGAGAUUAUUCGUGGCCAAGUACACGGACAGCACAGAACAGGAACUGAGGGAGAUACACCAUUUCAAACGGACGACGCUGCGUCUGUACUUGACGGUGUUGGAUGCCAGGGCCUGUUGGGCCACCCUGAUCAAUGCCCUUCGAAUACUGGUGGAAACCACUGAUGAUCGUCUCUUCGUCAUCUGUAACAAUGGAUUGGCGCUCUUAUUUCAGGCUUUUCACACCCUGCAUAUGAUGUACCACGAGGCCACUGCCUGCCAUGUGACCGGAGAUGUGGUGGAAUUGCUGGCCAUUGCCCUGGACUUGCUGAAGUGUGCUCGGGCCUGUCGGGAGUCGGCCGAAGUCCGACAGUGGCUGGCUGGGUGGAAGGAGCACGGUGAAGCCAACAGGAAGUUGCUGACACUGAUGAAUUCCUUUGCCCCUCCAGAGGUUCGACAUGUCUGCACCGAAGUGCUGCAAGAACUGGUUCUACUGUAUCCGGCUGAGAGUCUGUCCCUGCUGGUGCCUCUGCUGGCCAGUUGCCAUGCCUCCUUCCAAGAAAACAACUCACCUGUCACUCCGGGGCCCUUCUUUCCCAGACGCGGACAGAAGAUUCUGGCUGGCAAAUCCAAUGCACGGCCACAGAGGCCCAUGCUACAGAUGUUCCUGCAUCCCAGUCAGCUGGAGACGGCCAAGGGGGUGGAUGAUGAGUACGACGCGGCGCUGCUGGAGUUUUUCCUUCCCUAUCAUCGCUUUGUCGACACCCUCUGCCGGGUGGCCGUGGGUCGAGAUGGCGUCACUUCUGAUCUGGUGAACCUGAGUGCCAUGGUGGCCAUCGAGGGAGUUCCCCUGCACCUGCCCACCUUCCCCAAGCUGUGGCUGGAUGUCCUUCACUCUGAGAGGGCAGGUCGAGAGUUCCUUCCGGCUCUGUGCAAUAGCAGCUACUUCGUUGACUACCUGGAAGCGGUUCUGCUGGACGAGAGGGCCUGCCUCAAUCAUCCUGUGGUCUAUCAGCUCUUUUCUGUGCUCCUACCUCAGGUGGCUGGACAGGUGAUUAAUGACCAAAUGAUGUCACUGGUGGCAUCGUUGAUGACAUCGCUGGUGCGGAUGUUGGAGGAGACAGACCUGACCAAACACGCCUGGAAGCUGAAUGGGGACCUGCGUGCCCUGACGCUGGUGUUUUCAGUGGAGAAACCAGCGGAGGUGCCCUCUGACUUUGCCGACGUCAUGAAUGGUCUGAUUGAACACUGCAAAGAAAUUGCCCGAGCUGAGAGUGGGGAGACCAACGCUGAGUCGGAAGGGGAGAGGGAUGCUGAAUCCGGUCGAGCAGUGUCAGAAGGUCGUCCAGAAGAGACCCCCUCCAAGAGGCGCAGGCUCUCCACCGGUUCGGAAUCCACCUCGUGCAGUGCUGGAGAUGGCGAGGCGGCUGGCGCCUGCGGCAGCCCAACGGCUGGAUCGGCGGAGGGGGCCGGAAGCGGGCGCCCAGGGUCUUCGUCCCCAGCCCGGGCCCAGAGCUCGCACUGGGCCGAUAUCCUGGCCAAAUCGGCGGCGGCGCUACUGUCCGUCUUGGAGAGCGGAAGGUGAAGAGUCGCCUGCCACGCGCGCCGGUGCACGCGCGUAUAUAUAAAUAUAUAAAUAUAUAUAUAUACAUAUAUAAAGCGGUAGGUCAUAAUGACGUGUAAAGUAUUGUACAGAGUCGACGCCGCGCUUUUACCUGGCGUCGGAGGUCCGACCGGACGCCCUUACCACGGAUGUACAUUUUUUACGGAUGCCGCGUUUUAUUGUCGUCCCUCUUUUCCUUUUAAUCGGUUCGUCCCUAAUAAAGACACGCUUUUCAGUUU